This is a messenger RNA of Charadrius vociferus (killdeer), 1482 nucleotides long. RefSeq names its product growth arrest-specific 2 like 2 (gene GAS2L2). Gene Ontology annotation, biological process: regulation of microtubule polymerization or depolymerization; actin crosslink formation; protein localization to microtubule plus-end. Bases 1 to 1482 code for a protein of 493 amino acids. The record is from RefSeq and is a predicted model, not a curated record. NCBI's taxonomy places the organism in Eukaryota, Metazoa, Chordata, Aves, Charadriiformes, Charadriidae. Gene Ontology annotation, cellular component: actin filament; cytoplasm; stress fiber. Gene Ontology annotation, molecular function: actin filament binding; cytoskeletal adaptor activity; microtubule binding. The transcript has 6 exons.
AUGUGGGGGACGCCGGGAGCUGCGGUGCGGAGCAUCCGUCCCUACCAGUCCAGCGAGCAGUACCUCUACGCCAUGAAGGAGGACUUGGCGGAGUGGUUGAAGGAGCUGUACGACCUGGAUAUCGAGGUGGGCACCUUCGUGGAGGUGCUGGAGACAGGGGCCGUGCUCUGUUCCCACGCCAACAAUGUCACCCACGUGGCUGGGGAGUUUGCCCGUGCCUUCCCUGGUGUUGCCUGCCACCUCCGCCUGCCUGCCGCCGGCGUCGCCUGCAACCUCACGGCACAACCAGGCACCUUCCAGGCCAGGGACAACGUCUCCAACUUCAUCCAGUGGUGCAGGAAGGAGAUGGAUAUUAAAGAUGUCCUGAUGUUCGAGACGGAGGACCUGGUGCUGAGGAAGAAUGAGAAGAACUUUGUGCUGUGCCUGCUGGAGCUGGCACGCCGCGCUGCCCGUUUCGGCAUGCGUGCCCCAACCCUUGUGCAGAUGGAAGAGGAGAUCGAGGAAGAGCUCCGCCAGGAGCUGGACCUGCUGCCUGCAGACACCCCCCUGCCCCAGCCCCCCAGGAAACCACGGGACCUCCACAACCUCGACCAGAUGGUCCAGCACCUGGUGAGCCGCUGUACCUGCCCCAUCCAGUUCCCCAUGAUCAAGAUAUCCGAAGGGAAAUAUCGCGUGGGUGACUCUGACACCCUCAUCUUUGUCCGGAUCCUGAGGGAACACGUCAUGGUGCGGGUCGGGGGCGGCUGGGACACGUUGGAGCACUACCUGGAUAAGCACGACCCGUGCCGCUGCACCUCGCUCUGUGAGUCCCCACGUCCCCAAAUCCCAUGGACGCGGGAGCCACUGGUCACCCCUUCAGGGAUGCAGCCUCCAGCGUCCAGGUCGCCUGCUCGACCCAGCUCCCCCAGCCGCAAUGGUGGGGUGACACGCCGGCCACCCACCCCUUCCCGGCCGGCCCUCGGCACACAGGACAGCGUGGGGGUCCCCCAGGCGCUGCGUGGGAGCACCCCGGGGAAAACCCCCGUGGUACGGGCACAGGGCAAGCCCACGGCACCCAGCACCCGGCUGACACCGGCACCUCCAAAAAGCACCCGGCAAGGAGGCAAAUUGUCCGUGGUGGCUGCCAGGGCACAGGAAAGGGGGGUCCCCACCUCGUCGGCAUCCCGUGCCCCCAGCCCUGUCAAGGUCUGUGCCCCAUCCCCGCACCGGGAUGUCUGGCGAAACUCACAGAGCCGGAAAAUCCCACGGGAAGGGAAGCGGGGAGCCCUUGGCCGGGACCAACCGCCCUCAUCCCAAAAUUCCUCCAGCCAGCCUCCGAAACAGGACAGCAGCGUUAAACCCUCCAUCAAAGCCAGCCCGGCUGUCUGCCCACCUCCCACCCCUUCGGCCCAGUUUCCCGGUGGCACGCAGCCCGGGGCCAAGCCCUCGCCGGCCGACAGCGGCGCCUGGCUGACCGAGGAUGACGAGGAGGCGUGGGUCUGA